CUCGGGCCUUGGUACGUGACGCUGACUGCUGAUAGUGUUAACAAGGCAACGGACCCCGCGUUCUCAGACAGUGUUUAUUGUCUGUGACAGAUAGCAUUACAAUAACAACAGCAACGAUAAGUACAACACCGAAACAUAAAGACGCUAAAAUACAUCAAUAGCAGACACGGAAGUUCUUGCCAAACUGGAAAAAAGCAGAAAAAAAGGUUUUUAUAACAUCCAGAGGAAAUUUCAAAAUAAACUGAAGGAAAACAAGAUCCACCUUCCUAUGCACUCACCCUCAGACCUCACAAACAACUAUCGAGUGAACAAUACAUUACAGUGUGCAUGGUUACUAUAUAAAAAUACAAAAAAUGCCCAGAUAUGUUAAAAGCAGAACCAAUGCUAAUCCGUAAUCGAGACUGACAGUUGUAAUUUGCCGAGUUCCAGACGGUAAACGGGAGAAGACGAAUGGCUGAAAAUAAACAUCCUUGAAACGAACUGUGAGAAGACGUGAUUUACAAACUGUGAACUAUGACAGUAAACGUGGAUUACAAAAUACCCAGAGUACUAGUUACAGGGAACCCGCAGUAAACGUGAUACAGUAAAGCAGAAUCAGGAUUGGCGGUAAACGUGGAUUACAAAAUAUUCACAGUAACACACAACCAGCAGUAAACGUGAUUUACAAGACGACAGCUACAGUAACGAAGAAUCAGACGCGAGGUUGGUGAAGCAGGACUGACGGUAAACGUGAACUACAAAAUGGUGAAUCGAAGACAGUAAAGCGUGAAAGUCGGUAAACGUGAAUCACAAAUGAUAACAUCGUACAGGCUACAUCGGCGCUUACAGAUCUCUGAUGAACUAAAUUACCAAAUGUUUCACAUCAAACAGCCGAUGAUUACUUUGUGGUGUCGUUAAACAAAACGAACGUAAAACGUUUAUAAAAGUGAAACAUUCGUAGUCCGAAUGGAUAUUUAGCCAAACAUGAAAAAUGAAGAACAACAAAUGUAAAUGGUGGAGGGUUUUUUUCCUGUUGACGUGUAGUGUCGUCUGCUGUUGACGUCUGCUACGUAAAUACCGUCUGCAUGGGAACCACGUGCUCUUCUCCCACAGAACAAUCGGUGUCGAUGCAAAGGAUUAAAGAGGAACGAUGCGAUCAUGGACGCCAGCUUCACCGGAGCGCCAGCAUGACGUCAUCAAACAACGUCGACGUCAUCGUGCCACCCAAAGUGACGGCUCUCAGCAACGAGAACACCGUGAUCAGCAUCCCGCACUUGGAAGAAAACUCAUUAACUCCCAAUGACGCCAUUGUCCAAACGGACAGAGAAUCAGUGCUCAAAACACAGGAAAACCCGGACAGCCGGAGCCUAGCGCCGUCCGACACAUUUUCAUCUAUGACUCCAGAGUGCACGAGCGCCGCUACAACACCCAGAUUUGUUAAACGGGAAGUGUCCAGUCUGAACUAUAUUUCCGAACCUGUGUAUCGUCUGCUCAAAGGUCAUGUCGGUGAUCUUGGUGACAUCAAACCAAGAGUGAUUCGCCUCUUUGUGGUGGCUUGCUGCAGUGAUAGCAUCAGUGAAAGGACAAUCUUAGAAACGAAAAUAUUCCCAUCAUUGAAACGGUUUUGUGCUGAGAGAAAAUAUUGUUUGGAACUUGUCGACAGUAACUGGCCAACGUGUUGUCAUGUGAAAGAAAUAAGAAGAGAGUUAUCUCAACAACUGCUUCAAGAUUGUAUUCUGACGUCAUCACUUGUUCUCGUUCUGAUUUUCCUCAACAAUAAACUAGAGUAUUCAGUUCCGCGCCAAAUUAACUCUUCGGAUUUUGAAGACAUUCGUACCAGGCUACAACCCAACAGUGACGAACGUUUCCUUCUUGAAUCUUGUUAUACCAAGAGUAAUUCAGACGUUUACACGCUGUGCGUGUGCAGCGAGUGUGAUAAGACAAAAUUGAACAGUCAGUGCAAUAGAAUAGACCGGCUCAUUGCAUUGUUUCAGCAAAACAUGACUGAAUGCCAGGCUGAGAAAUAUCUGCUAUCUGCACAAGAGGAUGAACUGACGUCGGCGCUGACGUUGAGCGGAAUUCAGCCGGGACACGUCGUCAUGAUCAACAGGAACUUCGUCAGGCUUCAGGAUCACUUGGCGCCCAACUACUUUAACAUGAACGACGGCGUGAUCGACAAGCACUCGCAGGCGAAGAUUCACCAGCUGAAGGAACUCGUCGAGUCCAUUAUUCCCGGAGCCAACGUCAUCCGGCACAGCGUCAAGUGGAAGUCGUUGGACAAUGACCUUGGAGAGACGUUCGAGGACCGCGAGUAUUUGAAGCGAUUUACCACAGAAGUGGAAGCCGCCGUUCUCAAGGUCAUUGGCGAUCACGUGGACACCGAGGACAGGUCUCCGUAUAAUAAUUAUACAGGUAUUAAUCGUCGGCUUUGCGAAGAACUGAUGCAUCAAUCUCGUCUGUGCCAAACAUUCUCAAACGAAGUGAACUCAUCUGUGAUAGCCAAGCUGCGAACCUACCUCCAGAACAGCGCCCAGAAUCCCAUGGUGCUACACGGCCCGCCCGGAAGUGGAAGGUCCAGCGUCAUAGCCAAGAUGGCGGCCGAGUGCCCUCGUCUGCUUCCGGAAGCGGCGGCGCUGGUGCGGUUCUGCGGCAUGACGCCGUUCUCGUGCAGCAUGUUCAGUGUGUUUCACAGCAUUAUUCAGCAGAUCGACUGCCUGAACGAGUCCAGCUUCAACCCUGGUAAAGAUGAGAUGCCGCACCGAUCAUUCCCUGUCUAUUCGGAACGCGCGUGCUUUCAAACUCUUCUUGACCUUGCCACCGAACUCCAGCCAUUGGUCAUUCUGAUGGAUGACGUGACCGCUGACUCGGGAAGUUGGUUGCCAAGGCAACUCCCGCCCCACGUGAAGAUGAUCGUCACUCUGCAAGACCAGCAGACAGUCGAACGACUUAAGAAGGAUUUUCGUCAAGACAACUGUUUCAUUGAACUGCCAGAACUCAGUGGUGAAAAUUCUAAAUAUUUGAACGCCUUGACGAAACAUCUUUUAUCUGAAUGCACAUUAAAGAGCAACGCACCUUUCGAAGUAUCUGGUGGUACAGAGAAGAAAACCACACCAAACGAAUCAGUAAACAUCAAAACAAUAUCAGACGAAUACUUCAGCGUUAUCGAGAGGCAGUUCGGACGUGAUCUAGUUGUUCGUAUUUUGCGAUUGUUGUUGUCGGCAAAAGUGGGGCUGAUGAGUUCGGCACUAAUAGACCUGUUGCUAGACGACGACGACGCCAAUUCUGUUCCCACAAGGCAUCUCGUGACGACCACGUGGCAAUGCGUCAGAUGUUGUCUGCUGCCCUUUCUACACUCUUGCCAUCACGGAGAUUCCAUUUUGCACAUGUGGAUGAGUGCCAGUUUAAAGGUUUUAGCGCGAGAAAGAUACCUAUCCUCGGCCGACGACGUCAAAUCUAUUCAUAAGCAAAUCUGUUAUUAUCUAGUCAAACGGUGGAACGAAUCGCACGGAACCAGCGGCACCAGUGACUCAAAAUCUGUGAUAAAACCAUCAGAGAACAAUUUAGUCCACGAACUACCUUACCACAGUAUUUUAAGCGGAAGUAAAGACCGCAAGCUUCUGGACUCCUUUAUUUACAACCCAGUUUGGUUGGCAGAUAGCAUCGAUUUUACCUCUACAGUCCACGUGUGCCAGGUGUUGAGAUUUGUCCAGACGGAGCCGGAUGGUGACGACAGUAUAGACCUGGAAACCAUGCUGCAAGUCAUAUGGCUCUCCCACCAAGCACUGGACGUCAGUGGACGGCAGAUCUAUUCUCAGAUGAUCACCCGUCUGCGCUCGGUCAUGCACGACGCAAAAAGGCUGCCAAAAAUCUCAAAACUGUUCAACGUUUGCCGCUCGUCGAAAGUGUCGUACGUCGUUCCGUCGAAGAUGUGUCUCGCGCGUGACAUCAAAGAAGCCGACAGGCUGGCGGAGUGUCACGGAGAGGCCCCGUGCAGCCUGUACGUGAUCGGACCCAACAGCGGGAGAGUCGCCAACCUGUUCGACGAGAAGGGAGAGAUAGUGAUAUGGGAUCUGAGUUCCGGGGAGCAGGUGAAGACUCUGAGGAAUCUAAACCAUCCGAGAGCUCUGGCCAUGAUCGACGACAGCAGGGCCGUGAUUCUCUGCGACAGAGAGCUCAAAGUGUACGACCUGGACCGGGAACAAGUGGUCAGGAACCUCAGGGGCGUCCUCAACCUCAAGAUGCCUCUGUUCAGCGUUCCCAACCAGGAGAACGUCGUCGCUCUGUCCAGAAACAGGAUGUACGUCAAUGUCCUGGACAUCGCCACUGGCGAUAUGGUGGCGACGUUUAAAGCAGGGGAGGACCGUUUCCUGGACAGCCUGCUUGUCAGCAAGAACGGCAAUGUUCUGGUGUGCGGGGACGCCACGCAGAAGCCGUCGCCUCUCCUUGUGUGGAACCUCAAGGAAAGUAGACUGGUGCACGACCUGCGCAUGGCGCAGCACGAGUACAUCACGAGCAUCGCAGACGUGACCAAUGACGGCCAUUAUGUGGUCUGCGCAUGCGUGGAGCUGGACACUGAGAACCCCAACUUCGUUGCGGUGUACGACCUGGCAAGUGGCCAGCUCUUCAAGGUACUCAAGACGACUCGCAACACGACGUGCCUGUCCACCGACGUCCACCUCAACUGCGUGGUCAGCGGGCUCGAGACAGGGGACUUCCUCGUCUGGGACCUGGUGUCGGGUCACACCAAGUUUUACAUACAUGGAGUAGGAUCCUGGUUCAACUGCAUGGCGAUGGCCAGUCAAAGUCCUAUUUGCAUGUCCUACUACACUGGUGUCAAAAAAAAUCCGGAAGCUAGGACUGUGUGUCUGUGGGACUACAAAAAAGGUUGUCUCCUAACGUCCUUCACCUUCGACAGCCCUCUGACAUGCGCAGUUCUUUCACCUGAUGGACACAAGGUUGUUGUAGGUCUCCAUGGUUACGAGGAUAUCAUUGUACUGAGGCUGACUCCUAUGGUGUACCAGGAGGGAUCGAAUUCAAGAAACGACGAGAGCUGAU
Messenger RNA from Gigantopelta aegis, 5034 nucleotides. RefSeq lists its product as uncharacterized. The transcript has 12 exons. NCBI's taxonomy places the organism in Eukaryota, Metazoa, Mollusca, Gastropoda, Neomphalida, Peltospiridae. Gene Ontology annotation, molecular function: protein binding. The record is from RefSeq and is a predicted model, not a curated record. Bases 1065 to 5033 code for a protein of 1322 amino acids.